AUGUCUACCCCGAUUGUAAAGAAUACGUACAACGUCGGGGGGCUUCUCGUCCACAUCUACUCCAAGCCCAACCUGCUCUCUGUCUCUGGGGCCUCAAAGGAGAUCGCAGCUCUCUUCCUUCUUCAUGGAAGGACAGGUUCCGCAGACGAUCCCUACAUUGGAGGGACUGCGCAAUCUGCCUUCGACUGGGCAGAACAACACCCUGGUCAGCAGCGCGAUUUCAUCGUGAUCGCCUUCGACCACCGUAAUCACGGACAUAGACUAGUCGACGCACUCGGUAACAAGGGAUGGAAGAAAGACCAGAAAUCUGAGGAUCACAAUGAGCGUCAUGCGCAAGUAUCGUCCGGGACAGCCAGGGACGUAUCAUUCUUGAUCGACUUCCUCCCCUCAUAUCUAUUCCCACGCGACGAGCGCACCAUCGUUGAAUGGGUUGUUGCGGGCAUCAGCCUCGGCGGGCACUCAACCUGGAUCGCCCUCAAGAACGAUCCACGCGUCAAGAUCGGCAUUCCCGUCAUCGGGUGCCCCGACUACCUUGCCCUCCUCGCAUCGCGUGCCGAACACGCCGGAGUCACUCUCGCCCCGCCUUAUGUCCCUGCCUCUCUCCUCUCCAUCAUACGGCGAGAGGACCCUGCAGCUGUGUCCAUCCGCGCUUCCGAGGCUUCUGCAAACCCUUUCCUCGGCAAGAAGAUCCUCGUACUGUCCGGCGCGGCCGACAAACUUGUCCCGUGGGUUGCGUCGAAGGAGUUCGUGGAGGCACUACAUGUGGGUGAGGGUGGGCGAAAGCAGGUCGUACUUGAGGAGAGUGCAGGGCAUGAGUAUACAGACAGGAUGAAGGCUGAACUUGUCAAGUUCUUCUGGGAGGAGGCGUUGGUGACUGAUCCGAAGCCAGCUCUGUGA
Heterobasidion irregulare TC 32-1 is the source of this 897-nucleotide messenger RNA. RefSeq lists its product as uncharacterized. NCBI's taxonomy places the organism in Eukaryota, Fungi, Basidiomycota, Agaricomycetes, Russulales, Bondarzewiaceae. The transcript is spliced from 4 exons. The record is from RefSeq and is a predicted model, not a curated record. The coding region runs from base 1 to 897 and encodes 298 amino acids.